AUGGCCAGCGCAUUCGAGCCGGCAGAAGAAUUUGAGGACCGCUGGAAAGACUGCACCGUUAUAUUCGGUAAUGAUGAACUGAAUACGGUGAUCCUCUUACCGGACCAGCAAAUACUGGUAGAGACUGAAGACCAGCUUAUCUACUUCAGAGAUGAAGACGCCGUGAUCUCUGAAGACGAGGUCAUGCAGUAUCACGUGCUAGCACGAUGCCAACAUCUCACAUGCGACCCUACAAAGAAGCCAAGGAACAAAGCGAAUGGAGAGGAUAUGAACGACAAUGAGGCCCUAAUACUCUCUAUCUCGAAUGGCAAGUCGGUUUACAUCGGACAGUCAAUGCACAUGGAUGGCCAUGCGAUCGCAUCGGCUACCAACGAAGACAAGCAUUCGGCCGCGUUCGAUUUUAAGGGCCUUAAUCUGAAGUCCGAACAGCAAAAAAUCAUAACCGGCUCUGGAACAAUCCCGCAUUUCGUAGUGAGCUCGAAGUUCAAUCUCAAGAAGGCCAAGCAACUCGUGCAUGCGAAAUCCCUGAAAUCAUUCUACAGACAGGAAUAUGAAUUGCGGGGUUACAUGAAUAUCGAAGAAUGCCGAAUAAAGCCAGGAGACAGCCUGAAUGGGGCAUAUAGGUUCCCAAACCUAAGCCCAGGGGAAAGGAACCAGCCCCUGGAGGAGAUUGUGUCGCACGCGGAUAUUGUGCCGGACGUCUUUCAAUUCAAGGUUCCACUUACGGUAACUUUGGAAUACCCAGAAGAGCUUGACGAGACCCUGCGAAUAUUUGCCUUGGAACACACCGAGGAUAUCCUCCCUCGGAACAUGCUACGUCUACCAUCUACUAUAUCUGCUACAUCUACUACCACCUACUACCACCUACUACCACCUACUACCACCUACUACCACCUACUACCACCUACUACAUCUACUACCAUCUGA
Messenger RNA from Trichoderma breve, 927 nucleotides. RefSeq lists its product as uncharacterized. The record is from RefSeq and is a predicted model, not a curated record. The coding region runs from base 1 to 927 and encodes 308 amino acids. The transcript is spliced from 2 exons. NCBI's taxonomy places the organism in Eukaryota, Fungi, Ascomycota, Sordariomycetes, Hypocreales, Hypocreaceae.